Molecule: messenger RNA, 2194 nt
Organism: Eutrema salsugineum
Lineage: Eukaryota; Viridiplantae; Streptophyta; Magnoliopsida; Brassicales; Brassicaceae
Product: phosphoethanolamine N-methyltransferase 3
Exons: 11
Coding region: 532-1926 (464 amino acids)
Biological process (GO): phosphatidylcholine biosynthetic process
Molecular function (GO): phosphoethanolamine N-methyltransferase activity
Source: RefSeq, a predicted model, not a curated record
GAAAAUAACGAAAUGGAGGUCGUAAUUUCCGUGGGACACACACUACUUUCAUGCCUAAACAUGUGGACAGACGAAUCGGACGGUGUAGGAGAUGCCACGCUUUUGCACGUCAUGCCAAAUUAGAUUCUCCUAACGGCCCAACCGUCCCUCACCAAACUUUCCCAUAUUCCCUUUUUGAAUUUCUGAUGAUCCUUUAUCAGAGAAAAAUUCCCGGUUCGGUUGAGGAUAAACCGAUCAAGAACCGGGAAAUAGAAAAUAUGUAAACCGAAUCUGGUCAUGUAACCGCUUCGUGUUCCGUAUGCUUCACAGCGUUCAGUCCAGGGAGAAGGAGAAAUCGAUCCCACAGAAAUUGGAUCUGCAAAGUGUUGAUGCAGCCCAAGGGUAGACUUCACAACCGUAGAUCAAGAAGCUUUUCGAGAUCUAGACUCGCCAUCGAAGGAUCAUAGCCAUAGAGUUUCUUCAUGAUGGGAGGAGCGUGAAAUCCAGAAAAAUUACUGGAAAGAGCACUCAGUGGGCUUGAGCGUUGAGGCCAUGAUGCUUGAUUCCAAAGCAGCUGAUCUCGACAAAGAAGAACGACCUGAGAUACUUGCGCUUCUUCCUCCGAUUGACGGGAGAACGGUGCUCGAGUUUGGAGCUGGCAUUGGUCGUUUCACUAGUGAAUUAGCCCAGAAGGCUGGCAAGGUCAUUGCGGUUGAUUUCAUUGAUAGUGUUAUCAAAAAGAAUGAAAACAUCAAUGGGCACUACAAGAACGUCGAAUUUAUGUGCGCUGAUGUCACAUCCCCGGAUAUGAACUUUUCUGACGAGUCUAUGGAUCUGAUAUUCUCGAACUGGCUGCUAAUGUAUCUCUCUGAUAAAGAGGUUGAAGAUUUGGCGAAAAAGAUGUUACAAUGGACGAAGGUUGGCGGGUAUAUUUUCUUUAGGGAGUCUUGCUUCCAUCAGUCUGGUGAUAACAAGCGUAAGUACAACCCAACACACUACCGAGAACCCAAGUUUUACACAAAGCUUUUCAAAGAAUGCCAUAUGAAUGACGAUGUUGGGAAUUCGUACGAACUCUCUUUGGUUAGCUGUAAAUGCAUUGGGGCUUAUGUGAGAAACAAAAAGAACCAGAACCAGAUAUGCUGGCUUUGGCAGAAAGUCGGUUCGGAUAACGAUAGGGGCUUUCAACGCUUCUUGGACAAUGUUCAGUAUAAGUCUAGUGGUAUCUUACGCUAUGAGCGUGUCUUUGGACAAGGGUUUGUGAGCACAGGGGGACUCGAGACAACAAAGGAAUUUGUUGGUAUGCUGGAUCUGAAACCCGGGCAGAAAGUUCUAGAUGUUGGAUGUGGAAUCGGAGGAGGGGACUUCUACAUGGCUGAGAACUUUGAUGUGGAUGUUGUGGGCAUUGAUCUAUCUGUAAACAUGAUCUCUUUUGCACUUGAACACUCAAUAGGACUCAAAUGCUCUGUGGAAUUUGAAGUAGCUGAUUGCACCAAGAAGGAGUAUCCAGAUAACACAUUUGACGUUAUUUACAGCAGAGACACCAUUCUGCAUAUCCAAGACAAGCCGGCAUUGUUCAGAACAUUCUACAAAUGGUUGAAGCCUGGAGGAAAAGUUCUCAUUACCGAUUACUGCAGAAGCCCUAAAACCCCAUCUCCAGAUUUUGCAAACUACAUCAAGCAGCGAGGUUAUGAUCUUCAUGAUGUACAAGCAUAUGGUCAGAUGCUGAAAGAUGCUGGAUUUGAUGAUGUAAUCGCAGAGGAUAGAACCGAUCAGUUUAUGAAAGUUCUGAAACGGGAACUGGACGCAGUGGAGAAGGAGAAGAAAGAGUUUAUCAGCGACUUCUCGAAAGAGGAUUACGAAGAGAUUGUAGGCGGGUGGAACUCUAAGCUACUCAGGAGCUCAAGUGGUGAACAGAAGUGGGGUUUGUUCAUCGCCAAGAGAAACUGAUUAAAAUUAAAUUAAACGGCACAAAUAAAUCUUGUUAUGCGCGCAAGAUCAACAAAACCCAAAUCCUGUUUGGUAUCUAUUUACUUCAAGCUAUAUGUUCAGUUUGGUAAUUAUUGUGAAUAUGUGAUAUAAGUUAUUCCAAUGUUUCAUAAGUAAUGUUUUAAAAUUUUAUUUCAAAUCAUAUUAUGUGAUGUUUCCAAAUGUUCAACCAAAAAAAAAAGGUCUGAUUUGUGUUAUUAAGUAAGAUGGGCAUGAAUUUUUACCGAAA